UCGCCAUACGCUCUUCAGUUUUCGCGAGGUUUAGGGUUUUCUCUCGAGCGUAGACCAACACGUACACACCGAUGAUUUACGACGUCAAUUCCCCUCUCUUCCGUUCGUUCCUCAGCCAGAAGGGUGGCUCCUCUGACAAAAGGAAAAUGGAAGAGCAGAAACCGAAGGAGCAGAGACCCAAAGCUAGUGAGAAUAAGCCUGUUAUGACAGAGUGAUUGGUGCAGUAGUUUGUAAGCUUUAGAGUGCAAAGAUGUAUUCUGGAAUGCUAUUAUAAUUUUGGCUUUUCUUGUUUGAUCUGGAAGUUAUAUCUUUUCUAUCCCAUAUUUUUGUUGCUAUCUAAGCAUGGAUGCUAUCUUGGGUUUGUGAAAUUUUGUUGUCCUGAGUGAAAAAGGAAAAAAGAAAAAAAGAGGAAUUUGUCUCUGAUUUAUAUUUCUUACAUUUGAAAGUUUAAAGUUGCUGAUAGAAUCAUAUGCAUUCAGGAA
Messenger RNA from Carica papaya (papaya), 482 nucleotides. Its product is annotated as wound-responsive protein-like protein. NCBI's taxonomy places the organism in Eukaryota, Viridiplantae, Streptophyta, Magnoliopsida, Brassicales, Caricaceae. The record is from RefSeq and is a predicted model, not a curated record.